AUGAAGACCAUUAUCGUUACUGGCGCUAACCGAGGAAUCGGUCGUGCAAUCUGCGACGUCGUCCUUGCCCAUCCUUCCCUUGCCACAACUCCCGUCACCCUCUAUGCCACAUCCCGGGCCGGCUCGGAUCUGGGCAUCCCCACUCAGCGGCCGGACCACAAGGUCCACUACGCCUCCCUAGAUAUCUCCAGCUCGGACAGUAUCUCCAAGUUCGAGCGGACUUUGGCAGACGCAAAGCAGCCGGUGGACGUCCUCAUCAAUAAUGCCGGGGUCAACCUCGACGACAAGCCGACCGCGGACAAUGCGGUCUCCACCCUGAACACCAACUACCGGGGGACACUGGCCAUGUGCCGCAUGAUUCUCCCUCACAUGCAGAAGGGAUCGCGGAUCGUCUCCCUCUCGUCGGUCGGGUCCAUGCUGAACGGGUAUUCGGACGAGCUGAAGAAGCGGUUCCGGACGGUCUCUACCCUCCCGGAGAUCGAGCAGCUGGCGGAGGAGUACUCGAAGGCGUUCAAGGACCAGAAGUUGAAGGAGGAGGGAUGGCCGGGUCCGGGCAAGUCGUAUAGCGUGUCCAAGGCGUUGAUUAAUGCCUUUACGCGGGUGUUGGCGGAGGAGAACAAGGGGAUCCAGAUCAACUGUUGUUGCCCUGGUUGGGUGGAGACGGAUAUGGGGAAAAUGGUCGGGAGCUCGCCGCCCAAGACGUUGGAGGAGGGCGCAAAGAUCCCAGUCAGGCUGGCGCUAGGGGAUGAUGGUGGUGUCACUGGCAUCUACUGGGCCAACGACAGUAUCAAGGACAGGGGAGAGGGCAAGGUGCAGGAGUGGUAG
Messenger RNA from Dioszegia hungarica, 825 nucleotides. RefSeq names its product NAD-P-binding protein. The transcript has 2 exons. Gene Ontology annotation, molecular function: oxidoreductase activity. NCBI's taxonomy places the organism in Eukaryota, Fungi, Basidiomycota, Tremellomycetes, Tremellales, Bulleribasidiaceae. The record is from RefSeq and is a predicted model, not a curated record. The coding region runs from base 1 to 825 and encodes 274 amino acids.